AUGCCGACAGUCCUUCGUGCAAGACAGAAGAACCUGAGGUGCUUCUAUUGUGGCCGUCGGUCAGAUACUCAAUUCAGCGGUCAGGCUUCUUUCGAAUGCAAAUACUGUGAGGCCACGAAUUGGCUUGAUGAGAAUGGAACUAUCACAGACCCGCCAGUCACGACUACCACAUCGGAUGAGACUACGCCUGCAGCACCUCGCUUCUCGACAAGUUUUUCUUCCAGCUUCACCAGCGAUCCUGUCGAGCGGGCAACAUCACCAAUCUGGUCACCCCCUGAUGCGAUAAACUCAGCAGAUUCCAUAUUCUGCGCCAAGUGUCAGCGCAACCAGGAACUAUUGUCGAGGACCCUGAAGGAGUAUGAGUUUCCGGACGACCCUAACGACCCUGAGUAUGCUAUUAGAACCAAAGGUUAUCGCAAAUGGAAGAAUGAUCUCGAAGCGAGAUAUCCACAAGUUUGCGCCGAAUGCGAACCAAAAGUAGAACAACAAUUGCAGAAGGCUAGCUACACGGCCAAGACCGAUCACAUGCGACGGAUGAUCAAUCGCACAAAAGAGCGACGCCAUCAGGCCAGGAAACAGACUACCUUGGACUAUGUUGAUCUCGCAGGGAAAUGGAGUUGGCAUGUUGCCUUUGUGCUGCAAUUCAUGUGGCAUCUGACAGUCCUUGGUGCUUUGUUCAUUGAACGGGAUGGUCAGGGCUUGCUCGAGAACUGGGCCAUCGCACUUCUGCGCACCGCCUGUGUGUUUGUUCUGAACAUGUUGCCCAGCUCCGCAGUGUUUCUCAAAUGGGCUAUCAACAUGAGUUUGGUGGCUUUCGCAUGGAAUCCGCGGUUCAAGCAGGCGAUAAGGGGGUUUACAUCGCAUAUCCUUGGGUUUCGACAGUGGUACACUUACCAACUCGUUAUCCUGCUGAUCAGAUGUGCAUGUCUGUUCCUCUCACAAUAUAACGAUGUCAAUGGGAUACCAGCCGCACAACAAAUAGGUGCUCACCUAGUGAUAGGGUGGCUUAUGUUCUAUGUACACAAGGUCGCGGGCAAGUCUAUACGCACCGACAACACCCCCCUUUUCGGGUCGCGACAAUCCCUCUACUUUACUCAGCCGUCUCCAGCACCAUCCAACCCACUGAUCCGUUCAGAUGACCUAGGAGGCAUAUUAGAUGAAAUCAUGGAAUCAUCGCCAAAAGUACAAACAAGUCGGGCAAGCACCCCGCAAUCUUUCAAAAGUCCUCACCAGCCCGUGAGUACAGGGAGACGCGUCUUUCGGAACGGGUCUAUAGACACACCUUCUCGUCCAGGCCAGAGGCAAGGGAAAGGCGGAUUCAGUAAGUUGAACUUUGCGAGUUCUCCCACCAGCUUCAAAGCAGACGAUCAACCCAUGCGGGAUAGGGAUGAAAUGGACUGGUCGCCAUCUGGGUCGCAACACCGAGCAUUCAGUACACAUAAUCCUUUCAAGGUCAAGAAUCCCAACCCGAGAUUCAACGACACUCCACUUGGCUUCAACGACACACCGAUCGAGCCUAAGUCUGGUCCAUUCUGGUACAAAGUACCACCGGCACCUACGAAUCCUGCACAGCGGUUGCGAAAUCCAGUGCAGCCUGUCAUCCGAGAAAGCCCAAAAGAAACGCAACAGAAUUUCUUCUCAAGCUCAGGCAGAACAAUUGACUUGACUUCAGGUUCGCAGGAUCCCGGGUCUAGCUUCACACUGAGAGAUGCGCAGUUUCAUGCUCCGGCUGCUAGAGAUGACCCCCGAGACGGGCUGUCAAAUAUGAUGGGAUCUUUCAGCAUUAGCCCCGACCCUGAGGAGCGAAGAGCAACAUCUGGAGGUGCUAUGAACGGUAGCAUGUUGGCGAGCAAUGGGCACACGUCAGUAGCGCGAAACAUCAAAGUCCGUACAGCUGAGCUUCUAGUACUGUUCGGUGCGUUUUGGGCCUGGGCGACAGCACUUGGCACCCAAGAGUCUUAUGGUCCAACGAUGGGUUUAGGGGCAAUUUGUGCGUCGCUGAUUGUCUCCAUAAGGCUGACUGCGGACUUGCUUGUUGAUGUGCAAAUGCGGCAAGGAAAGCAGCCUUCAUUACUCAGACCGUCAUGGGCAAACCUCGGUUAUGCACAGGUGCUGGCAGCGUUGGUGCUUGUAUGGAAAGUGUGGUCAGGUAGUGCGCAAGGUAUUACAUGCGGCGUAUACGGGAACGCAUUGCUGGGCGGGAUGAUCGCGCAUCAAUUCUGGCAUGUCUUCAGUUGA
This is a messenger RNA of Truncatella angustata, 2238 nucleotides long. Its product is annotated as Ima1 N-terminal domain-containing protein. The record is from RefSeq and is a predicted model, not a curated record. NCBI's taxonomy places the organism in Eukaryota, Fungi, Ascomycota, Sordariomycetes, Amphisphaeriales, Sporocadaceae. The coding region runs from base 1 to 2238 and encodes 745 amino acids. Gene Ontology annotation, biological process: nuclear inner membrane organization. Gene Ontology annotation, cellular component: microtubule organizing center attachment site; nuclear inner membrane; chromosome, centromeric core domain. The transcript is spliced from 2 exons.